Molecule: messenger RNA, 771 nt
Organism: Penicillium canariense
Lineage: Eukaryota; Fungi; Ascomycota; Eurotiomycetes; Eurotiales; Aspergillaceae
Exons: 2
Coding region: 1-771 (256 amino acids)
Source: RefSeq, a predicted model, not a curated record
AUGGCGGAUCCAUACAACCCGUAUACUUCAUACUCGACGCCCACGCCGGGCGGGGUCAGCUACUACCCUCCGGAGGAGCAGAGUCCAUAUCACCAGCAGCCCGGCCACCCGUACCAGCAGCCGUACGGCACUGCAGAGCCACAGCCCGACCCGAACUACACCUAUGCCGCGCAGCCGAGCUCAGGUCCGGGGCCCUAUCACCUCGCACCGGAGCCCUACCAAGGCGGCCACCCAGAGCAGAGUCAUACGCCCGUGGGACAGCCAGAUUAUAUGAGUCCAGCCACGACCUCUGGAAUGCCCCCUGUCCAGGGUGGCAAAAUUCCAGAAAACCUGGGAUACUAUGGCCAUCCCGCCGACCAACCGCGAUACACUCCGUCCCUCAGUCCUCAUCCACCAUCUGUCCAUAUAUCUGAAGCAGACAACGCACAUUACCACCGUGGAGAUAAUCGUGCAUCGGAUGAAGACGCCGAUCCUGGGAGCGAACGUGGGAUAGGCAGUUCCCUUGCCGGCGGCGCCGCGGGAUACUACUUUGGACACAAGAAAAACCAUGGUCUCCUCGGUGCGAUUGGCGGUGCUAUCGUGAGCAACUUUCUGGAAGACAAGCUGAAGGAUCAUGGUCGGCAUUCGCAUGAGCACCGUCAGGAUCAUGGGCACCAUCACAUUCAUGGGCACCAUCAGAAUCAUGGAGAUGGGCAUCACCAUCACCAUCAUCACCAUCGGCAUAGUCAUUCCCGCAGCCACUCGCGUCACCGCGACGAGGAUGAUUUGUAG